CAUAGCACGAGAAAUUCUCAUAUUAAAUUUUGAGGAAAAUAGAGAAAGAAAAAGAGAGAGCGAGAGAAGAUGUCGUCACAUUCAACGUCGUCCGUACUACUACCACUGCUACUCGUCGUUGUUCCUAUUUUCUUCUUCGGUGGCUCAGCCGAAGCCGCCGAAGCUCCGCUGUCGAGCGCGGCGAAGGAGUAUCUCCAGGCGCACAACCAGGCCCGAGCGGCGGUGGGAGUUGAGCCGCUGGAGUGGAGCGAGACCCUGGCAAACGCGUCGAGCCGGUUGGUUCGGUACCAGCGCAACAAGAUGAGCUGCCAGUUCGCGAACCUGACCAACAGCAGGUACGGCGCCAACCAGUUCUGGGCCGGAGGUGGCACGAGCACGCCGCGCAUGGCGGUGGACAAGUGGGUGGAGGAGAAGCAGUACUACAACCACGCCAACAACACGUGCGCUCCCAACCAAACGUGCGGUGUGUACACCCAAGUGGUCUGGAGGAAGUCCCUCCGUUUGGGCUGCGCUCAAGCCACGUGUGUGAAGGACCAGACCACUCUCACCAUUUGUUUCUACGAUCCUCCUGGAAACUACAUUGGAGAAAGCCCUUACUAAAAUUUUCUCUUUUUUUCUUUUUAAAAAAUAAAAAUAAUUAUAAAUAUCUUUAAAAAGACUUUUUCAACCAAUCCUAUUCUUACCUCAGGUGUUAGUACGUGUGGUUGUAAUAAUAAUUAAAAAAAAUAUUAGUGGUGUAAUUUAUUUAUGUUCCACGUGUAAACUCAUGAUUGGUUGAUCGCAAAGAUUAUGUUAUGUAAGGUUAUAAAUUUUCAAUCAAGGUGAUUAUUAGUGUGGUGUGACUGUGAUCCAAAA
Molecule: messenger RNA, 855 nt
Organism: Humulus lupulus (European hop)
Lineage: Eukaryota; Viridiplantae; Streptophyta; Magnoliopsida; Rosales; Cannabaceae
Product: STS14 protein
Exons: 1
Coding region: 70-600 (176 amino acids)
Source: RefSeq, a predicted model, not a curated record